UCUUGCCUCUUUCCAGCGUAGCCAAAGCCGCCUUCUCAGACUCGUCGACGACAAAUCAUGCCCUUCUUUGAAGAGGCCCACUUCGAAAGCUGGAUCGAGGUCGACGGAGUGCGGGCCGAAGAGUACCAGACGACGUUGACAGUCGAGGGCAAUGAGAUCAUCAAGACGUGCUGGAUCGAAGCUCGUGAAGGAGCCAAGUUUCAGUUUCGAGGACAAAUGGGCCUUGAAGGUGCACGGCAAUUCCAGGCUAGAUUUUUCGCCGACGGCACGAGGGCAGCCUCUUACGUAUACCCUGAUGAGCGAGAUCGAGAUAUGACCUGCAAGGGCUUCGACCUUGAGGAUGGCACACACCCUUUCUUCUUCGGGCCGAUGGACAAGACUAGUGAAGAAAGCAGCAAAGAGGAACAAAGAAAGCUAGAGGAGAUCAUCGGUACCCUUGAGCUCCGAGUGAGACCCUGCACACUUGAGCUCAGCGGCAAUUCCGGCAAGGGGUCCGGUGAGCGCAACACAGCAAAAGUCUUCGAAGAUUCGAAGCUCGCCAAGCUGGGUAUUUCCGUGCGCUCAUCGGAAGAAGUCACCCCUCGCGGGUACCAUAACUGCUAUCACUCCACCCCCAUUCCUGGCAGUAAGACCCUGGUGACACGGUUCAAGUACAUGUCAAGGCCCUGGCUAGAAAGACUGAAAAUUGUGGAGCGCACUUGUGAGGACGAGACCGUGGUAGACAAUGCAACGGUGAACAAUGACGAUGAAACCGAGGACGACAACGCGACGGUUACCGACACGAAGCCGGUCAUUCGCAGUCGAGUAACGAAGCGCGAAGCCCUUCAUGAGGAGGAUCGCAUACCCCGGGCCAAGAAGGCUCGUCGUCUCAAUACCAGCGGCAGCGCUUCGAGGUCUGUGGUCGUCGUCGACUUGACUGGCAGCAAGCCAAAAGUCGAGAGCAUUUCUUCUUCCGACGAACCUUGGUCGAGAAGAGUAGGACCUACAAUCGUCCUCGAAUAAUGGAGCCAGAGCAGACGGAGCUGAGAAGCUCCCGGACUUCCGCAUGGGGUGAUCGACAUCUGAUACAGCUCCAUAUCCCCAGAAGCGCCUCCUUUGAUGAAGCAAAAUGUUGCUACUUUCAGCAAGACCGAUGAGACACACAGAAGAUAUAGACAUAUUCAGCUGCUCAAGCUCCGAAAACUAACAAGACAGGUUCUCUCUCCCCAUAGCUCUCCUCACGAAGAAUUGUCUAAGCUUCGUUCUGCCUGGCCCUUCCCCUAUAUUCUCCCUUUAUUGUUCAUUCCCGUCUUCUUCAGAGAGCAUCGUCAGAGACCAGUGCAAAUGCAUUCCUCUCCAUUUCGCU
Messenger RNA from Acaromyces ingoldii, 1345 nucleotides. RefSeq lists its product as hypothetical. The coding region runs from base 58 to 1002 and encodes 314 amino acids. NCBI's taxonomy places the organism in Eukaryota, Fungi, Basidiomycota, Exobasidiomycetes, Exobasidiales, Cryptobasidiaceae. The transcript has 5 exons. The record is from RefSeq and is a predicted model, not a curated record.